AUGAAGGGAAUCCUGGAAAGGAGAUCUGGAGAUCCGGUUAGUCCACAUGGAGUGGAGGGUUCCCUUUCCCUGGAGCAGUGGGAAGCCCAGUGGAAGGAAUUCCUCAGGACAGUAGAGAGCUCUCACUCUCCAUGGGGAAUCCCCUCCUUGCCAGAGAAACCUUCACCUUGGAAAGAUGCCAAGGCCUUCCUGGCCUCCUUCGAACAAGUGGCUGAAGCCUGUCAGUGGCCCCAGGAAGAGUGGGCGACCCAACUCCUGCCAGCCCUCAGUGGCAAAGCCGAGAAGGCCUUUAACAGUUUGGAUGUCCCUGACAGAGAGAAUUAUGGGAAAGUGAAGGCAGCCAUCUUGCGAGAGGAUGCCCUGAUCCAGGAGAAGCAGCGUCAGCAGUUCAGGAGUUUUUGCUACCAGGAGGCCGAGGGGCCACGAGGGGCUUACAGACGACUGCGGGAAAUGUGCAGUGGGUGGCUGAGAGUGGAGAAUCACAGCAAGGAGCAGAUCCUGGAGCUCUUGGUCCUGGAGCAGCUGCUGAACGUCCUGCCCUCGGAGAUCCGGAGUCGAGUGAGGGAGAGCAGACCCGAUAGCUGCUCUCAGGCGGUGGCCCUGGCUGAGGAGUUCCUCUUAAGGCAGGAGAAGCAGGCGCCCUUGGAGGAGAUGGCUGGGACUGUCUUCAGGGCGGGCCAGGAUCUGUCUGAAAGUGAGCAGAGGCAUCCCACGAUGGCCAUCAAAGAAGAAGAGGGCGGAGAGGCCGGCCCACUGGGGAGAAGUUCCGUGUGGAAGAGGAUAACGUAUUCUAGUCCUGUAGCACCAGUGCUGAGUGAUCAUUCGGGCCAAGAAAUGGAGAAAGAGACUCCCAGAGUUUCCAAAUUAGGGGAAGUAUCAGAGGGGAGUGGAGAAGCCCCUCAUUUCUUACAGGCUGCACCGUUGGAGGAGGAAGCUGGGAAUGUCUCCAAAGCCGGCCAGGAUCUGUCUGAAAGUGAGCAGAGGCAUCCCUUGAUGGACAUCAAACAAGAAGACGAUGGAGAGGCUUGUCCACUUGAAGCUGAAAGCCAACUCAUGCCCCUUGUCACAGAAUUGCCUGGAUUUUAUGAUUCAGAAGAGAAGCCGUUUAUCUGCUCGGGGGGCGAAAAGAGUUUCUCUGAUGGAAAUAAGGCUAAUGUACAUUUUCCAAAGCAUAGCAGUAUGAAGGCAUCUAAAUGCUUUCAGUGUGGAAAGUACUUCAGAUACAAAUCUCAACUCCUUGCACACCAAAGAACCCAUGCAGGUGAGAACCUUUUCGAAUGUUCACAGUGUGGAAAGAGAUUCAAUCAAAGUGGCAGUCUUCAGUGGCAUCAAAGAAUCCACACGGGGGAUAAACCUUUUGAAUGCUUGGAUUGCGGAAAGAGAUUCCGUCAGAGUUGCAAUCUUCAGCAGCAUCAAAGAAUCCACACAGGGGAGAAACCUUUUGAAUGCUUGGAUUGCGGAAAGAGAUUCCGUCAGAGUUGCAAUCUUCAGCAGCAUCAAAGAAUCCACACAGGGGAGAAACCUUUUGAAUGCUUGGAUUGCGGAAAGAGAUUCCGUCAGAGUUGCAAUCUUCAGCAGCAUCAAAGAAUCCACACAGGGGAGAAACCUUUUGAAUGCUCAGAAUGUGGAAAGAAAUUCACCUGGAGAGUCUGUUUACAGAAGCAUCAAAGAGUCCACACUGGAGAGAAUAACGUCAACAGCAUCAAGUAACCCUCACAGGGCAGAAACCUUUGGGAUACUCAAAGUGUGCAAAGAGCUUCAGUCAGUGUAGCCAUCUUCAACGGUGUCAAAGAAUCCACACGAGGAGAAACGUUAUGGCUGCUAAGCCUGUGACAAGAGUCCACACAAAGUAAAACAAUAAAAACUAUUGGAAAGAGAUUAUAUCUGCACAGAAACCUUACUUAUAGCCAUAGAAACAAGCAAGAUUCAUACAGGAGACAUAGUAUAAGUGCUGGGAUUGUGGGAAGAGCUUUAGUUGUGAUUAAAGCCUCAAACAGAUCUCAAAGGGAAGAAAGCAAAGAUGUACUCUGAGGGUGGAAGGAGAUUCCAGACCAACUCCGCCCUCCUUAAGCACUGAGUAAUCCACCUGAGAGAAGCCUCAAAUGCUCAGUAUGUGGAAGAACUUGAGGAAGAGAUCAGGCCCCCAUGUUCCUCACAGAAUCCACACAGGGGUAAAACUUUCCGCUUGAACUGCCCUAGAUUUGUUCUGUGAAGACUCCUUUUGGAUUGUCCAGAUGCGGUGGGCUCAGGCGGCUGUCAGAUUUUCAGGGUCUCUCUAGUGGGAUUAAUUCAGAUUUAAAGAAAAACUUGGUAUAUUCAAAGGGUGCCCCCAACAACAUAACAGUAUCCUAGAACUGGAAGAGUAUCCUUGGCAUUGUAAGUGAAUGUUUUGAAAUGUGAAUCCCCCUUGAGUCUCACAGAUCAGGGUCAGGAGGGAGAAGUCAAGUGCCCUUUUCUGUGUUUUGUGGGGGGUUUUACAGACUGGUGAUGAGGAAAUGUUUAAAAAAUUAGUCCAUUGCAAGGGUGUUAUGUGUUUUCUAAAAUGGUCUGUAAAAGUGUAGAAAGAAAUCCUCUUGCUUCAGCCAGGCCU
Messenger RNA from Gekko japonicus, 2590 nucleotides. RefSeq names its product zinc finger protein 397-like. Gene Ontology annotation, biological process: regulation of transcription by RNA polymerase II. The transcript is spliced from 5 exons. Gene Ontology annotation, cellular component: nucleus. NCBI's taxonomy places the organism in Eukaryota, Metazoa, Chordata, Lepidosauria, Squamata, Gekkonidae. The record is from RefSeq and is a predicted model, not a curated record. Bases 1 to 1710 code for a protein of 569 amino acids. Gene Ontology annotation, molecular function: RNA polymerase II cis-regulatory region sequence-specific DNA binding; DNA-binding transcription activator activity, RNA polymerase II-specific.